AGUAAGAUAUGUCUGCGGAUUACGCCCGCUUAAGCUCCGUUGUUUUGGAGCAAUGUUUUGGAAAAGUGGUGCAAUCAGUGGCGGAGUGCCUGUUUGCGGCUUCGACCCGCACUCUUUCACAAAUUGCCACUGCCACAAAUUUGACAAGAAAAGAGGCAGGACUGGCUCUUGCCGUGCUGAUUAAGUUUCGGCUUGUUAGUUUUAAGGCGUCGACUGGAAACCCAUUCCUGCCGGAAUAUUCCCUGAAGCGAGAAGACGUCAUAUGCCUACUUCGUUACUCUCGCUAUAUACAUCUUGUGCAAACAAAGUAUGGUAACGUAGGCGCCUCCAUUGCUGAGGAACUCUUGAAUGCUGGAUCAGAGACGGCAAACGGGCUGUUGCUCAAAUGCCUCGUAAAUGCAGAAAACAAGACCGAAAAUGCGGAGAGCUACCGGGACACAUUUCUACGAAUGAUUGGCGAUCACUAUAUAAUAAAGAUGCCAGAGCUUACAACGGGAGAUGAUCAGGAUGACUGUGUGCCGAAGUUUCUAACAAAUGAAUGUGAUUUCUUCGGACCGCCCAACAUUGAUCUCCAACUGCUGGCAAAGAUUAGAAAAGGAGAAGCCUCACUCGCAGAUGCCACAAAUAGCAUAGUUUGGGGUAUGAACUAUGACCGCUUUCACCAGGAGUUUCGUGAUACCGUCAUGGUUGACGCUAUUGAACGUAAAUUGGGCGAGAAUGCUGCCGAAUGCUUUCGUUAUAUACUAAAGUUAAUGUAUUGUAAUACCGAUCCGUGGCAGCGAAGGGUGUCCAACCAUAUAACAUUUGUGCAGCUUAAACAGGCCAUUGAAAAGCAGUCCAACAAUCUUGACCUUAUGAAGCACUUGGACCAAUACAUAACUCUGUUAGCGGAUGAUUCACUUGGUUUUUUGCGCAAAGUUGGCGACAUGGGCAGCGGUCAGUAUGUGGUCGAUUUGGAAAAGUCUUUUGAAUCGCUGGCAUUUGCUUGUGUUGAGGCAGUCAUUACCGAAAGAUUUGGAUCUAAAGCGGCCCGUAUUUUUCGAGUGAUACGCAUGAAAAAGUAUAUUGAGCAGGAGGAUUUGCAGAAGGAGGCCAUGAUACCUUCAAAAGAGGCCAAAUCUCUCGCAUACAAUCUGUUCCAAGAGCAGUUUAUUCACGUUAAAGUAAUUAAGAAGCCUGGGGGUGGUGGCACCGGCCCCGCAAAGUCUUUUUAUCUCUUCCAAAUCAAAUCAAAGGACACGGUGAGAAUGUUACUGGAUACCUGUUUUAAGGCGCUUUAUAACACCAUUGAGCGUUCCAACUUCGAGAAGAGCGAACACAAGGGUCUAAUCGAGAAAUCCCAAAGAUUGGACAGCAUAGUUGAGGCUAUGAAGGAACGCGGGGAAUCAGAGGACUAUAUAGCAGAGAUUGCAGAAACAUUUACCCCGCCUGAAGUUGAAAUUUUAAACAAGGUAAAGAAUCGCAUUAAGACUUUAUCGAAAGCCGAACUGACACUGGACGACACCAUAUUUUUACUGCAAAUGUACCAGCAUCACUGCACUACACUACCGACAGGCAUCACGAAAUUUAAGUGAUAAAAUUCCUCGAAAUAUAUUAUAAAAGCAGUAUAUAUUCCCCAUAA
Molecule: messenger RNA, 1621 nt
Organism: Scaptodrosophila lebanonensis
Lineage: Eukaryota; Metazoa; Arthropoda; Insecta; Diptera; Drosophilidae
Gene: Polr3C
Product: DNA-directed RNA polymerase III subunit RPC3
Exons: 6
Coding region: 9-1574 (521 amino acids)
Biological process (GO): DNA-templated transcription
Cellular component (GO): RNA polymerase III complex
Molecular function (GO): single-stranded DNA binding
Source: RefSeq, a predicted model, not a curated record